Ilex paraguariensis (yerba mate) is the source of this 912-nucleotide messenger RNA. The record is from the annotation of a GenBank genome assembly. Lineage: Eukaryota; Viridiplantae; Streptophyta; Magnoliopsida; Aquifoliales; Aquifoliaceae.
AUGGCUACCAAAUAUAUGGUUCAAUUCUAUGACUCUACCAUAGAAGCAACAGCCACUGACAAGGCUUCUGUGGUGCAAGAUUGGGUUCACCAAAUACGUUCUUACCAUGGACGGCAAAUCAUUGCAGGCCUUGACUGUGAAUGGAAGCCUCCUAUUGUGCAAUCUAUGAGCAACAGAAGUGCCACCUUACAGUUAUGCGUUGACGCCAAGUGUCUCAUACUCCAAAUGUUUUACAUUGACUACAUUCCCCAGUCCCUCAAAAGUUUUCUGAGUGACCCUAAUGUUACUUUCGUUGAAGUUGAGGUUGGGGAUGAUGUUUUGAAGCUAAGAGAUGAAUACGGACUACAUUGCACGAGAACAUCAGACAUUCAAGCAUUGGCCAUGGCAAGUUGGCCUUGGAUGUUUUUUGGAAAACCUGGUCUGAAAUAUCUUGCUAAUGAGGUUGUCGGGCUCUAUAUUCAGAAGCCUAUACAUAUUUGCCAGAGUAAUUGGGAGGCUAGAGUUCUUGAUGCCGAGCAGGUUGAGUAUGCUUGCAUUGAUGCUUAUGCUUCAUAUAGAAUUAGGCACAAGUUAUUCACGCGGAUAAUUAUAGUUAUUGUUUCAAGUUCUGAACCUGUUUCUGUGAUCAAAAGUCUAAACUCUGGGUUUUUAUUUUCAGUGAAUUGGAGGGACUUUCUAGUCGAUCUUGAGAGUGGUGUGAUAAGUUGUGAAGAGGAGACGCACAAUGAUCCUGUUUCAAACAAUAGGCCAGCAAAUAAUUUGUCGACUAAGCUUUUUAGUGGAGUUUUGGGUUUUAAUGGAUCCAACAUGGGCGAAUGUGGUGUGAGCUCGCAUAGUGAUUUGGGAAAGGCUAAUGGGAUUCCAUAUGAGAACAUCGAUUUGAUAAUAGACAAGAGUUCAAGAGGAGGUUAG